Messenger RNA from Schizophyllum commune H4-8, 850 nucleotides. Its product is annotated as CBD9-like protein. Bases 105 to 740 code for a protein of 211 amino acids. The record is from RefSeq and is a predicted model, not a curated record. The transcript is spliced from 5 exons. NCBI's taxonomy places the organism in Eukaryota, Fungi, Basidiomycota, Agaricomycetes, Agaricales, Schizophyllaceae.
UGCCUAUACACUCACGCCUCGAGACUAUGUAAAGUGGGCGCUAGAGCUCGCCAUGGGAUCAACCAACCUACUUUCUCCCCGCCAUUCGCCCUCUUGGCACUGCAAUGUAUCGAAGGCCUUCGCUUCUUGGUGCCGCUGCUCUGGUCUCGCUGGCUGCAGCUGCUGCCCAGGACACCACCGUGGCAUUCACGGACCCUAACACUGGAAUCGAUUUUCAGGCGUUUUCGGACUCGGGCCUUGGCUAUCAGUUUGGUAUUGCGCUUCCGGAGACGAUCACCACAGAAUUCAUUGGGCAGCUGGUCGUCCCACUCAAUGGCACGGCAGGCUGGGCGGGCGUGUCAUUCGGCGAGCACAUGGUUGGCCCACUGUUACUCGCCGCCUGGGCGAACGCUGGAAGCGUUAUGUCUUCCUUCCGUAAGGCCUCCCAAUACGCUCAACCACCUCCCUACUCCAACGCGAGCGUUACCCUUUCCCCCAUCUCCUCAGGCACCUACAUCAACGCCACACACGCCAGCCUCACCUUCGUCUGCGCGGGCUGCGUCGACGACGUGCUCUCGUUCUCGCCCGCGGACACGUCGACGACCAUGGCGUACGCGGUCUCGUAUACCUCGCCGCAGACGCCUGGGAGCGCGAGCGCGAAUCUGAGCUUCCAUGGGGCUGGAUACGGACAAUUUACGGUGCUUCUCUCAGAGGCGCAGUCGCCGGAGUACGAGUCAUGGGCAGCGAUGGCCAGUAGCUGAUCAGACCGUCGCGUAGAACGCUUCCUUGUACGCUAUUUCGCAAGACCUGAUAAGAACUAUCUCAUCGUUGUCUGCUUGGGCCUCGGGACCGUCUCGCACAAACAUCGUUG